Molecule: messenger RNA, 1086 nt
Organism: Helianthus annuus (common sunflower)
Lineage: Eukaryota; Viridiplantae; Streptophyta; Magnoliopsida; Asterales; Asteraceae
Product: protein NYNRIN-like
Exons: 4
Coding region: 1-1086 (361 amino acids)
Biological process (GO): DNA integration
Molecular function (GO): nucleic acid binding
Source: RefSeq, a predicted model, not a curated record
AUGUGUGAUGCAUGUCAACGAACCGGCAAUAUUUCCGCCAAAGAUGAGAUGCUUCAAAACCCCAUUCAAGUAGUGGAGGUUUUUGACGUUUGGGGCAUCGAUUUCAUGGGACCCUUCCCAAACUCUAAGGGAAACCGUUAUAUACUCGUGGUGAUUGACUAUGUGUCUAAAUGGAUUGAGGCUCAAGCUCUUCCCACAAACGAAGCCCGAGUAGUCUUAAAAUUUCUUAAGAAGCUCUUCUCCCAAUUCGGUACACCGAAAGCCUUAAUUAGUGACCGUGCCACUCAUCGUUUGUCUACCGCAUAUCAUCCACAAACAAGUGGACAAGUGGAGAAUGCGAAUCGCGGUAUUAAACGAAUCUUAGAGAAAACAAUGGGUAAAAAUAGGAAAGAUUGGUCCGACAAGCUAGACCAUGCAUUGUGGGCAUUUAGAACCGCCUACAAGACGCCCUUAGGAACCACACCUUUCAUGAUCGUCUACGGAAAAGCUUGUCACCUUCCCGUAGAGUUAGAGCAUAGAGCGCUUUGGGCUUUGAAAACCGUUAAUCUAGACAUGACCGAAGCCGCUAGGAAGCGUUUCUUUCAAAUCCAUGAGCUUGAGGAGCUUAGGGAUGCGGCGUAUUCCCGAUCGUUGGGAAUCAAGGAGAAAACGAAAAUUCUACAUGAUAAGAAGCUAAGGAAGGUCAAGGAGUUUAGCAAAGGUGGCAAAGUGCUUCUUUACAACUCAAGAUUGAAGCGUUUUGUGGGUAAGUUGAAAUCAAAAUGGUCGGGACCUUAUAUGGUUCACUAUGUGUUUCCGUAUGGAGCGGUGGAAAUUAUGGAUGAGUCGGAUGGCCGUAGUUGGAAGGAAUCGUACCGUGGAAGAGCUGAACUGGCAAAGAAAACGAUGUCUCAGUGGUAUGCGGGUGGUUUUGUUUGGGAUGUUUAUACAGAAUGGGGCUUGCGGAUGGUUCGGGUUGGUUUACUUGGGGUUGUUCGAGACUUGUGGGAAACAUGUCAGGUGAAGGCUCAUCCUUUAACCCAAGGAAAAGGAAGAUCCAAUGUCGAGGUCAAGAUAGGAGAGUGUAUUCUCGAGUUGAAAGGCUAG